CCCGCCCCCUGUCCUGCUGCUGCUGAGCGGACUCGUUGCGGUGUGCGGAGUGGAGUUGAGCGCGGAGGGAGCCGUUUCACCGCAGCGUUACCUGGAUGAACUCAGCGGGUCUGAAGCCGGAGGCUCGUGCUGAAGAGAGGGGAACGACGGAGAGAUACACCACCUGAGUGUUCCUCCGAGGGAGCACGAUGAAGCUCUGGGUUUGUGUGCUCGCUGUGAUUUGGUCGCUGCAGUCUGCACAUGCGGGGACGAAGACUUCUGGACCGUGUGAAGGACGUGACUGUAGUGGGGGAGGAUGUUCCUGUCUCCCAAUAAAAGGCAGUAGGGGUCGCCCCGGACCCUUGGGGCCGGUGGGGCCCAGUGGGCCUGAGGGCCUUGGUGGUGCUCCAGGGCCUGUGGGGCCUAAAGGAGAAAGUGGUCAUGUCGGUCGGUCAGGGCCCUCUGGACCAAAAGGGGACAAGGGUCCGAUGGGUGUUCCUGGCUUUCCGGGUACCGAUGGUGUUCCAGGUCACCCUGGCCAGGAAGGGCCAAGAGGACUUCCAGGAGCUGAUGGUUGCAAUGGAACACGGGGUGAUCCCAGCUUUCCAGGCUUCCCAGGCCUACCUGGCAGAUCUGGAACUCCAGGGUUGCCCGGCAUUAAAGGACAAAAAGGAGAACCAGUGUAUAUUCCUACAGACAUCACGGGUCCUCCUGGCUCACCUGGUCCAAUUGGUCCAGUUGGUCCCACUGGUCCCAUCGGUUACCCUGGCCCUCCUGGUCCACCUGGUCCUCCUGGGCCAACAGGAAACCCUGGUCAGGGUUACCAAGGAGAGACAGGAGAGAAGGGAGACGUGGGGCCGCCCGGCGAUCCAGGCCGGCCACUAGUCAAUGGAAUUGUGGAGUUAGUUGGAUUUCCAAAAGGAGACAAAGGAGCUCAGGGUGACAUUGGCUAUGCUGGAGAACCAGGACUCCCAGGACGACCCGGACCACCAGGCCCUUUUGGUUUCACUGGGGAAUAUGGUGAGAAAGGAAUUCCCGGCUUACCAGGCUUACGAGGUCCUCCUGGUCUGAAUGGACCACGUGGAGAAGAUGGUACAAAUGGAUAUCCUGGAGACUAUGGCUUACCUGGACAAGAUGGCUUUCCAGGCCCUAAAGGUUACAGAGGAGACAUAGGUCCACCAGGGCCAACUGCCUAUACUGGUGAAGGAGGAUUUCUGAAAGGUCCUAGAGGUGAUCCUGGGUUUGAUGGCUAUGCUGGUGAGGUUGGAGAUGUAGGUCCAGAAGGGCUUCCCGGAGAACCUGGUGCUCCUGGAUCUUCUAUCUCAGGCUCUCCAGGACUGCCUGGGCUGCCUGGUCCUCCUGGGUCUAGGGGAGAGAAAGGAAACCCUGGUCGCACAACCUAUGGUCCUGAAGGGCAGCCUGGAAGUCAAGGUUUACCUGGACCUCCAGGCCGCCCUGGACCUCCAGGUCGCCCUGCACCCUUUGGACCAUUUGAGACAUCCAGCUUACCUGGUCCACCAGGUCCAAAAGGUGUCAGAGGACCCCCAGGAGAAAGAGGUUACAAAGGGUUUAAAGGAGAACUUGGAGACUGUAAUUGCUUGGGUGGAGGAACCUCUGGUCCACAAGGUCCACCAGGGUUUAAGGGGUUCCCUGGUCUCUCAGGAGUAAGUGGACAGAAAGGAGAAAUCGGUGACCAAGGAUUUCCAGGACUUCGUGGACUACAGGGCCCAAGUGGUCGUCCUGGAGAGCGAGGCUUUGCUGGGCGUAAAGGAGAGAAGGGGAACUCUUACUUUGCUGGAAGUCAAGGACAGAAGGGUGAUAGGGGUGAGCCAGGGCCUCUUGGUCCCAAAGGUGAUAUUGGCAAACCUGGAAGAGAUGGAGUCUCUGGUUCCCCUGGACUACCAGGACCACCGGGAGAUGCUGGUUUUGGGGUGCCUGGAGACAGAGGCUUCCCUGGGUUUCCUGGCAGGAAGGGCCUUCCUGGUCCAGUUGGCGAGGCUGGCAUUGGCUAUCCAGGCACUGCUGGUGUUCAAGGUUUGUCAGGGGACCCUGGCAUCAAUGGACUUCCAGGAGAACCUGGACUUCCAGGGGCACCAGGACAGACAAUGCCCUGCGUAAUUCCAGGAGAAACUGGAAAGCCGGGAAUUCCUGGACUGCCAGGAGUGCCAGGCCUAAAGGGUCAGCCUGGUCCUCCAGGAUUAAGUGGACGGCCUGGUCUUGAUGGCGUAAAGGGUGAGAGAGGAAGUCCAGGCUUUGGAGGUCAACCAGGUCCACAAGGCUUCCCUGGACCAAGAGGAGAUCCAGGUUUACCAGGCACCACUAUCAAUGGCUUCCCAGGCAUUCCAGGAAAAGCUGGUCGUCCUGGGUUGACAGGAGCAAAAGGAGAACCUGGUGAGACUUUAGGUGCCUCUCCAGGAAUCCAAGGAUUUCCAGGGCCAGUUGGAGAGCCUGGAGACAAAGGUCAACAAGGCACCCCCGGAAUACCAGGCCAACCUGGUUUUGAUGGGCGCAUUGGUGUCCCAGGUGUGAAGGGUGAACGAGGUGCAGCUGGUUUUCCAGGCAUAGAAGGACCGCCAGGCCCACCGGGUUAUGUCCGUCCAACUGUUCCAGUUCGAGGGCCACCUGGCGAUCCUGGAUUACCUGGACCACUAGGCUGCCAAGGUUUCCCAGGGCUGAAGGGUGAAAAAGGAGAUCCAGGACCGGGCCUUCAAGGAAGGAAAGGUGCUGCUGGACCAUCUGGAGUUCCUGGAACCCAAGGAGAAAAGGGGCGUCCUGGAGCACCUGGUCCAGCACGUAAUGGAAUACCAGGCAGACCGGCACUAAAAGGAGAGAAGGGUUCGCCGGGGCUGGUGGGGUUCUCUGGAAUUCCAGGACGUGACGGCGGCGCUGGACUCCCAGGACGUAAAGGUCUGCCAGGAAUCCCAGGACAGGAUGGUCUAUCUGGAGAACGUGGAAUGAAGGGAUUCAAAGGGGACCGUGGGGAGCCAGGUGCACGAGGGCUUGACUUUCCAUUCGUUCCAUCUGAUCUCCUGAAGAAAGGGGAUCAAGGAGAUCCUGGAGCAAAUGGCCCACCAGGGUUCCCAGGCCCAAGAGGUGAUAAGGGAUUUUCAGGGUUGCCUGGUCGUCAGGGCUUACCAGGUCAGCCCGGAGGUGCCUCCCCAGUCAAGGGUCUCCCUGGCGAUGCCGGAUUUCCAGGGCGUCCAGGUUCUUCUGGCUUUCCAGGAACUAAAGGUGCAUCUGGUGUUCUGGGCUUCCCUGGAAUGCCUGGACCCAGGGGUGAUAAUGGAGACACUGGUUUGCCUGGAUUGCCUGGUAGUCCAGGGCAGCCUGGUGUCAAAGGUGAGAAAGGUGAUGCUACUGGAGCCCCUGGGCCCCCUGGAGCAAAGGGAUUGGUGGGAAAUCCUGGAUUCCCAGGGGGCCAAGGUGCUGCUGGUGAACUGGGUUCUCGUGGUUUCCCUGGAGUUCCAGGGGUACCUGGGCAGAAGGGUCUACCAGGAGAUGCAGGAAGGGCAGGACUCAGUGGUUUGCCUGGACUCCCUGGCAGCAUGGGUCUUCCUGGUUACUCAGGAGAGAGGGGUCGCACUGGUGAGCCUGGACGCCCAGGAGGUCCUGGCCGAAUAGGAGAGAAAGGUUUACCUGGCUCUCCUGGUUUAGAUGGCCUCAAUGGACUUCAGGGACCCAAAGGUCAACAAGGAGUACCUGGGGUGACGGAGGGCAGUCGGCCAGGAGCCCCUGGAAUGAAUGGUCUGAAAGGGGAAAGAGGCUCAUCACGGCCAGGACAGCCAGGAUUCCCUGGACCAAAGGGGAACAAAGGAGAGGGCGGUGCUCCUGGUCAGCCAGGUUCCCCAGGUCCUCCAGGCCCUCGUGGGCCAACAACUUCGUCUAAUAUCCCAGGUCCAGUCGGAGAUCCUGGUCUGCCUGGACUGGAUGGUGGACGAGGUCUUACUGGCCCCCCUGGUCCUCCUGGUCCGGCGGGCCCUGGAACAAUACAGGGAGACAGAGGAGAUUCAGGGAUUCCUGGAUUCCCUGGACGUCCUGGGAACCGUGGUGAUCCUGGAUUCCCAGGAGGACGUGGAAUACCAGGCAGCCUGGGACUUAAAGGAUUGAGAGGUGACCCUGGAGUUGGUGGGAUACCAGGACCUCAAGGCUAUUUUGGAGAUCCAGGAAGUUAUGGUAACAGAGGACCAAAAGGACCAACAGGUAAGCCUGGCAGUCCCGGACUUCCUGGGAUUGUAAUUGGACCACAACUUGUGGAUGCACCGACAGGUGAUCCUGGCCCACAAGGAAUUACUGGUCCUUCUGGUUCGAAAGGAUCACCAGGCGAGCCUGGCUCACCAGGACGUCAAGGUUCUAAAGGAACGGUUGGAUCAGUGGGGAAACCUGGGCGCCCAGGUUCUGCUGGAGUUCCGGGAUUCAUCGGAGACCCUGGAACCCCUGGAUUCCAAGGACUUGACGGUUAUCCAGGAUUUCCUGGUAAACCUGGCUUACCAGGUCGUCCAGGUCUCCCUGGACGCAGCAUUGGGAUUGGCUACACUCUGGUGAAGCACAGCCAAUCGGUUCAGGUGCCCAUGUGCCCUCAGGGCAUGGCCAAGCUAUGGGAGGGAUACAGUCUGCUUUAUGUAGAGGGACAGGAGAAGGCCCAUAACCAGGAUCUGGGAUUGGCUGGUUCUUGUCUGCCUCGUUUCAACACCAUCCCCUUCCUCUACUGCACCAGCAGUGAGCUCUGUUACUACGCCAGCCGCAACGACAAGUCCUACUGGCUGUCCACCACAGCACCCAUUCCCAUGAUGCCUGUGGCAGAGCAGCAGAUCACUAACUACAUCAGUCGCUGUUCAGUGUGUGAAGCUCCUUCUCAGGCAGUUGCCAUCCACAGCCAAGACUCCAGCAUACCCCCCUGCCCGAAUGGGUGGAGGAGCCUGUGGAUCGGAUACUCUUUCCUAAUGCACACGGCUGCAGGGGCAGAGGGAGGUGGUCAGUCUCUGGUGUCUCCCGGCUCCUGCUUGGAGGAUUUCCGUGCCACGCCCUUUAUUGAAUGCAACGGGGCCCGCGGCACAUGCUUCUUCUUCAACAACAAGCACAGUUUCUGGCUGACCACUGUGGAGCGGGACAGGCAGUUCGUGCAAAGUCCGGAGUCGGAGACGCUGAAGGGAGAAAAGUACCGCGACCGCAUCAGCCGCUGUCAGGUCUGCAUGAAGAUCCUGUAGCCUGAACAGGCUGGAGAGAGGGACUUUCACAGAAGGAGUGGAAGAAGAGACUAGAGAGAGAGAGUUGAGAAGAGGAGAGCAUCGGAGAGACAGGAUGUAAAUGUUGACUGACUGACUGACUUUAUUCAGCCCCUCUCUUGGAGCUUCCUACAAAGCUAUCGAGCGCAGGUAGAGGCCCUGCUGAUAGAAGUUGCAAAGGGAAGAGGUUUGACUUCUCUCCCCUCAUUUAUCAACACUGGUGCUACAGAAAAAUGUUUAUUUUAUUUGUAUUUGAAUUUCUUGUCACGGUUUUUGUCUUGCGUAUUCAUGGCUACCUCAGAGAGUGUGUCCCAAAUCUGCGAUGGGCAGCACUGAAUCAUUAAUGUGCGACUGCAGCCAUACGUAACUCCUCUGAUUCAACUGGUUACAAACUUAGACCCCAUUUGCACCUGGUCGUUUAGUGUAUCUAAGGUAUCAGGAUUAUAUCUAUAGAUAUAUAUUAUACACAUAAAAACGCUGCUGUAAAUCCAAACACACAUUUAAAACAGAUUUAAAUCUAGUUCCAACAAACCACUUCAGGAGGUGUUAGCCAAUACAUUUGUCUCACCAAGCCACAUAUGACAACCACAAAUUCAUUACAUCAUAAUGCAAGUGGUCCAUGACUGUGAUGACUUGAACAGAAGGCUAAUCAUGAAGGACAUACAUGGUAGGUGCACAGGAAAUGGACAGAGCCCUAGUUGUGCAAUUUCCGACUCAGCAACCAACUUUCGCAUAGAACAGGAAAAACUGGAAACGAAGAACAACACAGAUAAUUGGUUGUUAUGUUGAGCGAUUUGCAUAUUACGUGCCAUAAAGAAUGAAUUUUACUCAAACUAACUGGAGAUGCAAUUAUUUUAGUUUAAAAAGUUUAAAUGCAUUUUCUUAAAAUCUUAACAAAUCUCAGGAUACAGUCCAGAUAUGACCAGAUGUAGAUGGGGCCUUAAUUUAGUAGGUAUUUUGAUGCUUCCCUGACAUUGGCACAAACCCCUUUUCUCUUGUUUAGAAUUAUAAUUCACUUGAAUUAUAAUAAACACUUUUGUAAGUGAUAUUGUGCUUAGUCGGUAACACAUGAAAUCACGACUCUUUCUAACCCCAAACAUGUGUAUCUUUGAAGUAUUGCACUGACGUUCAUAUCUGGGUUCAAAAUGUAAUAAAGUUCCUCAAUAUGGUUCAGACACACAGAUCACCCAUUUCAAAACAGAGGGAUCUGGGCUAGAUAUUCAGCAGCUGUAGAUAAUCCACUCCCACUUUUUACCUCUAACAGGUAUCUUUACCAAAUGUCAUCAUAAUAAAUACUCUUUCUUCCCUUUUGCCUGAAAACACUGAAAAACAUCUCAUUCUCUGCAGACACGUGAACAAUGCUGUUUUCAUAUUCAUUGUCAUCAUUAUUCCUUCCGCUGGUCAGAAAGAAAAGACAUUAGAUGUUCACCCCUUUCCAAUACUGAAAGUAUGAGGAAUGUCUUUUAUCUCAGCUUUUACUAGAUUGAGUUUGAGUUUUGAGUCUCUUAAAGAGACAUAGUGAUAUGUAACCACUAUAGCCACUAAGCCUCUUAACCUCUCUUUGGUAGCCUUGAGUACAUGCUUUCUAUUUGUAAUGUUUGUUUGUAAACAGAUAGGUUGCUGUUUAGUUGCUUCAUCGUAUGACAGGAAAGAAAAUCUUUUUUUUUUACUUGUACAUUUUUUAGAAUAAUAAAAACUAGAAUGUUUCUAGCAUUCAGCUUAUUUUUAAGGGUUGUUUGUAAAGGCAUAUAUACACCUAUGUAUGUAUAUUACAACAGGAGUAUUUGCAUCUUGUCUUACACUGAUGCCCGCUGAUGUACAAUUUAACAGCUUAAGAGGAUUUUUUGUUUUAUUGUGUAAUUGUUUAAAGUUUACUAUAUACAUUUAGUCAUAUCACAUAGCUGGACAGACGCAUUACCAGUAUUACUGCAAAUGCUUUACCAGAAUGGUUCCAAUGUGUAAUAAUUAUGUUCCCCAUUA
Molecule: messenger RNA, 7181 nt
Organism: Colossoma macropomum (tambaqui)
Lineage: Eukaryota; Metazoa; Chordata; Actinopteri; Characiformes; Serrasalmidae
Gene: col4a6
Product: collagen, type IV, alpha 6
Exons: 46
Coding region: 189-5183 (1664 amino acids)
Cellular component (GO): basement membrane; collagen trimer
Molecular function (GO): extracellular matrix structural constituent
Source: RefSeq, a predicted model, not a curated record